Oncorhynchus mykiss (rainbow trout) is the source of this 2946-nucleotide messenger RNA. The record is from RefSeq and is a predicted model, not a curated record. NCBI's taxonomy places the organism in Eukaryota, Metazoa, Chordata, Actinopteri, Salmoniformes, Salmonidae.
UGGCGAUGUGCGUCUUUCAGGCGACUCUGCCGGAGGCUGACGUAUAAUCUAGUGGACGGAGCGCGUCAUCAACAUGAACGGUUCAGCCACCUCGGGAGCUUACUAGCCAACAGGGCCGAAAUAUUGGAGCUCUUUAGAAGCUUUCUGGCGUAUAUAUAAGCCACUGUUGUUUUAAAACACACAUUUUUUGUUGUUGUCAUCAAGCUGUUAUUACAUUUAAUAUAAUAUUUAACGUUGUUAGAUUCUCUAGCUAGCUGGUUAACUUAGCAGUAGGACUAGGCUAACGCUAACUAGCUAGCUUGCUAACAUCAUCGACCAUAAAGUCACAAAGCUACUCUCCCCCAGUUGCUAAAUAAGAGGUCUGCUAGACGGAGAAAGAGGGUUUCGGGGAGGAAGAGGAGGCUGUUACAGUGAAAGGAGAAGAGGAAGACGCUUUCAGAGUGAAAGAGGAGGAGGAUGUUGACUACUGUGAAAGAAGAGGAGGAGAAGGAAGAGAAAGAGGAGGCUGCAGUUUUUGGAAUAAAGGAGGGGGAGAAGACUGUCACAGUGAAAAAAGAGGAAGACGUUUUUGGAGAGAAGGAGGAAGAGGAGGGGGAGAUGACUGUUACAGUGAAAGAAGAGGAAGACGUUUUUGGAGAGAAGGAGGAAGAGGAGAGGGAGAUGACUGUUACAGUGAAAGAAGAGGAAGACGUUUUUGGAGAGAAGGAGGAAGAGGAGGGGGAGAUGACUGUUACAGUGAAAGAAGAGGAAGACGUUUUUGGAGGGAAGGAAGAGGGGGAGAUUACUGUCACAUUGGAGGACGAAGAAGAACAGAAGACUGGAGAUCUGAUUAACACCAGUAAUUACAGAGAGAGACCGGACUCUCACUCUGACAGCAGGAAGAGUCCUUCAGGGGAACCAGACCCAGAGACGCCCAAACCAGUGAGACGACAUCACUGGUCCCAGUGUAAAAAGAGUUUUAAGUGGUUAUGGAAGCUGAAAAGUCAUGAUAGAACAGACACAGGUGGGAAGACUUCACAAUGUUCCCAAUGUGGAAAGAGUUUUACCCGGUUAGGGAACCUGAAAAGGCAUGAGAGAAUACACACAGGAGAGAAACCUUUCCAAUGUGCCCAAUGUGGAAAGAGUUUUACACGGUUAGGGAGCCUGAAAGAACAUAAAAUAAUACACACAGGAGAGAAGCCUUUCCAAUGCUCCCGGUGUGGAAAGGGCUUUAGGUGGUUAGGGAACCUGAAAAAGCAUGAGAGAACACACACAGGAGAGAAACCGUUCCAAUGCUCCCAGUGUGGAAAGAGUUUUCCACAGUUAGGGAGCUUGAAGGAGCAUGAAAGGACACACACAGGGGAGACAUCUUACCAUUGCUCCCUGUGUGGAAAGGAUUUUACCAAGCUAAGGAACCUAAUAAAACAUACAGAAUUACACACAGGAGAGAAGCCUUUCCAAUGCUCCCAGUGUGGGAAGGGUUUUACACGGUUAGGGAACCUGAAGGAUCACAAAAGAGUACACACAGGAGAGAAGCCUUACCAAUGUUCCCAGUGUGGAAAGAGUUUUACACGGUUACGGAGCCUGAACGAACAUAAAUUAAUACACACAGGAGAGAAGCGUUUCCAAUGUUCUCAGUGUGGAAAGGGUUUUACCCUGUUAGGGAGCCUGAAAAAGCAUGAGAGAACACACACAGGAGAAAAGCCGUUCCAAUGCUCCCAUUGUGGAAAGAGUUUUACACAAUUGGGGAGCUUGAAGGUGCAUGAAAGGGCACACACAGGGGAGACAUCUUACCAUUGCUCUCUGUGUGGAAAGAAUUUUACCAAGUUAGGGAACCUAAAAAAACAUAAACAAUUACACACAGGAGAGAAACCUUUCCAAUGCUCCCAGUGUGGGAAGGGUUUUACACGGUUAGGGAACCUGAAGGAUCAUAAAAGAGUACACACAGGAGAGAAGCCUUUCCAAUGUUCGCAGUGUGGAAAGAAUUUUACAUGGUUAGGAAACCUGAAAAAGCAUGAGAGAACACACACAGGAGAGAAGCCAUUCCAAUGCUCCAAGUGUGGAAAUAGUUUUAAAAGGUUAGGGAGCCUGAAGGAGCAUGAAAGGACACACACAUGGGAGACAGCUUACCAUUGUUCUAUGUGUGGAAAGAAUUUUACCAAGUUAGGGAACCUAAACAAACAUGAAAAAUUACACACAGGAAAGAAGACUUUCCAAUGCACCCAGUGUGGGAAGGGUUUUACACGGUUAGGGAACCUGAAGGAUCAUAAAAGAACACACACAAGAGAGAAGCCUUUCCAAUGUUCCCAGUGUGGAAAGGGUUUUACCCAGAUAGGGAACCUGAAAAGGCAUGAGAAAAUACACACAGGAGAAAAAUCUUUCCAUUGUCCGCAGUGUGGAAAGGAUUUUACCCAGUUGGUGAACCUGAAAAGGCACGAGAGAACACACACAGUUUUAACAACGACCCCAGGAGUUGGAAACAGUUCGAAGAACAGAACAGAAAACCGCGUGAGAACAGAAACAACGAAGAAACAGAAACAGAACCGGGAAAGAAAGUGAUCAGCUUUGAAACAGAACAGAACCUUUAUUUUAAAAGUAAAGUAUUAAUAACGUCAUUUUACAGUAACUUGUCCAGUGAAAAUCUUCUUUAAAAAGUUAACAUUCUGUUAACUCAUCGACAUAAUGUUGAGACAUGCUAUACUCAUAUUUGUGGCCAAAGCAUAAAUUGACACUUCAAAAACCCUCAAACUUGUAUCUCAAACAGACUGUUUAAAAAAAAUACUAUUUCCUCAUAGAACACGUUAUCUCCCUGCGGAGGAUGAGCUGGACAAUCUGUUGUUGGGGUACAACCCACACCAUUCUGUUGUUGGGGUACGACCCACACCAUUGUGUUAUUGGGGUACGACCCACACCAUUCUGUUGUUGGGGUACGACCCACACCAUUCUGUUGUUGGGAUAUGCCCACAC